Ylistrum balloti is the source of this 3663-nucleotide messenger RNA. Its product is annotated as CCAAT/enhancer-binding protein zeta-like. Gene Ontology annotation, cellular component: nucleus. The transcript has 28 exons. Bases 1 to 3240 code for a protein of 1079 amino acids. The record is from RefSeq and is a predicted model, not a curated record. Lineage: Eukaryota; Metazoa; Mollusca; Bivalvia; Pectinida; Pectinidae.
AUGGCGUCAAAGAAGAAACAGAAGAAACGUGUUGAACACGAAGAACACGUGGAUUUAGAUUUAUCUAUACUCGAGCUGUUGGGUGGCGACAAGAAUGACUUGGAGCUUCUCAGAGAUGUUGACUCUACAGACAAUGAAAGCCUGGAGGGACUGGACAAUGAUAUGGAUGUGGAGCCCAUCAAGAAAGAUGAGUUGAGAGAAUUUAUCAAAAAUCUGGGAAUAAAAAAGCAUCGAGAUGAUUUGAAAGAUGAAAGUGAUGAGGAGACAAAAACAAAUGUUGAAAAGUUAACAAAAGAAAAGAAAGAGGAGAAAAACAAGAAGAAACAAGAUGCUGUUGAGGCUGUUUCGUCAACCCCACAAAAAAAGCAAAGGAACAAGUACAAAUCACUUGUACAACAUCCAGAGGUAUCCAGUUCCUCACUUAGCCAGUCUAAGGGGCUCAAGGGUCACAUGCUGCUGUACCAGCCCCGCAACUAUCUACUGGUCAGACAUGGUCAUCAGUGGCAGGACAAAGAGGAUACUUUACCAGUGCUGGGGAAAGACUCAAACAGUAUGGAUCAUGACUUGGAGAAAGAAAUGGAGAGCUUUGCAUCCAAGCUGUUAGCUGAUGAGGUUAAAGUUCACACCAAGCAAUGGGAAUCAAAAAAGAAAUCUGAAGCUGGAUGGAUGAAAACCGUUCUUGUAUCAGGGACAUUGUCAGAUAAGAUCGCAGCUCUGACCCUACUGGUACAGGAAUCUCCAAUCCACUGCCUCAGCAGUCUGGACAGUCUCAUUGCCAUGGCGAAGAAAAAGGGCAAACGUGAAUGUAUGAUGGCUGCAGAUACACUACGCGAGCUGUUUACCUCACACUUGUUACCAGAAAACAGAAAGCUGAGACAGUUUCACCAGUUUGACCUGGUUGCUAUAGAAACAACAUCAGGUGGGAACAAAGACACGGUCGACAGGAAGCUGAUUCUCUGUUGGUUCGAAUCACAACUCCACAACAAAUACUUAGACUUCAUUAAUGCUUUAGAUAUGAUGUCGAAAGAUACAAUACAGGCUGCUAAGCAGAAAGCUAUCAGUACAAUUUAUGAAUUAUUGGCUGACAAACCUGAACAGGAACAGCUUUUACUGUCCAUGCUGGUGAACAAGCUAGGGGAUCCUGACUACAAGUUGGCGGCCAAGUCAACACAUCUUCUCACUCGACUUGUUGACAAGCACCCAAACAUGAAGGCAGUGGUAGUUGGGGAGGUGGAACGUUUACUCUACAGACCUAAUAUCUCACAGAGAGCCCAAUAUUAUGGUAUAUGUUUCCUAAACCAGCUGAUGCUGAGUGAGGAGGAAUUGCAGCUUGCUACCAAACUCAUACGACUUUACUUUUCUUUCUUCAAGGCAUUCGUGAAGAGAGGUGAGGUGGACAGUAAGAUGAUGAGUGGCCUGCUCACAGGUGUCAACAGAGCAUAUCCAUUUGCCAAAGGUGAAGAGAAGUUUAUCAGCGAACAGAUGGAUACAUUGUAUAAGAUUGUACACUUGGUGAACUUUAACACUAGUCUUCAGGCCCUCAUGUUACUGUACCAGGUGAUGGACUCCAGUCAUAGUGUCUCAGAUCGAUACUACGUGGCCCUCUAUAAGAAGAUGAUAGACCCAACUCUGUGUACCUCUGCCAGACAAGCCACAUUCUUAAACCUACUCUUCAAAAGUAUAAAGAAAGAUGUGGCUGAAAGGCGAGUCAAGGCCUUCAUUAAGCGUCUGCUACAGAUCUGUCCGUUCCAGUCUCCGCAGUUUACCUGUGCUGCCCUGGUCCUGCUGGGGGAGGUCAUCAAAACACAGCCUUAUGCUAUUAUCACCCAACACAAAACCAUGGGUUGUGAUGAUGAUAAAGAGGAGGAUGAUGAUGAAGAGGAACACUUCACUGACCUUCCUGCUCCAGGCGAAGAUGUGGUUGUGAUCAAACAGGAGUUCCCUGAGGAUGUAAAGCCAGUGAUAGGAUCCUCAUGGAUACAUAAAUCUAUAAGUCAAGCAGGGAGAAGUAUGAUUUAUGACCCGUUUGUGAGAAAUCCUUUACAUUGCCGAGCAGAGCAGGAAUGCAUGUGGGAGCUAGAGAAACUUGCUGCACAUUUCCAUCCAUCUAUCGCUCUGUUUGCUCAAACCCUUCUCAAGGGUGAGCCUAUCACAUAUGGAGGAGAUCCUCUACACGACUUUACAACCAUUCGAUUUCUUGAAAGGUUUGUCUACAAGAAUCCCAAACAGCAGCAAAACAUACCAGAAAAUGCAGGAAUUUUAUCGAAGACGAGAACAAAGCAACGAGAUCCAUUGACUGGAGCCAGGAAGUUUGCCAUCAACAGCCAAAGCUACAUAGAAAAGGAUGAAAGUGAAAUACCUGUUGAAGAGAAAUUUUUCCAUAAGUACUUCACCCAGAAAGAGGCUCUAAGUGGAAAGGCAAAGAAGACUGGUGAUGGGAGUGAUGAUGAUGGCAGUGUUUGUGAUGAUGAUUUCGAUGACUACCUUGAUAAAUAUGAAAGGGAGCUUGAAGGCGGGGCUGGAAUAACGUUUGAUUUCUCAGAUGUAGACUUUGCAGCAUCUAUGGGGAAGAAAUCAAAGAAGAAACGAAAGCAAGGAGAAGAAGAUGAUGAUGAUGAUGAUGAUUAUGAUGAUGAUGAUGAUGAUGAUGAAGAUGACUUUGGUAAUUUGUCUGAUGAGGAAAUGGACUUUGAUAAUGAUGAUGAUUUCAAGGCAGCUUUUGAAGAUUUCGAGGAUGACGAUGCUGAUGAUGAUAAUGAUGAUGAUGAGGAAGAGGAGGGGGAAGAGGAGGAUAUAACAGACAACGAUGUUGAGGAUGAAUUUAAUGAGGAAGAUAUAGAAUUUUCUGAUGACGAUGAGUUUGCUGAACCUCAGCUGAAGUCAAAGAAGCGUCCUGGGAAUGAAGAGUGGAUGAUUUCACCAAAGAAAAAGUCCAAAAACUCCAAAGGGUUAUCUAGUAUUUUUGCAUCUGCAGAUGACUUUUCACAUCUUCUUGAUGAAACAGGCGCCUCAAAAUUAGAUAUGACUACAUCACAUGCUGUAUCUAACAAAGAAAAUGCUAGCGAGAAGCAGUUAUUAUGGGAAAUGAAGCGAGAGAAAAAGAUGUCCGGAAGAGGUGACAGGAGAAACUUCAAACACAAAUCAAAGAAACCCUUUAAACAAUCAACUCACAAGUCAAAACCAAAGUUUAAAGGAAGCCAGCGGUUCAGCAGUAAAAAGGGACAGUCUGGCCGCAAGUGAACAUAGAUUACAUAGACAACGACUAUAGUGAUGAUUGAGGUCAUGACUCGAAAAGACUGAAAGACUGGUCAAAAGUGUAGAUUAUACAAAAUGACUAGUGUGGUGGUUUAACUCAUCAUUCUACAGUACAUUUCAUAGGAGUUGGCAAGGGACAAGUGGUAAUCAGACUUCAUCUGAUUCAUACUGGUGAAAGUCUCUAGUAGUGACUCAUACAAUUACAGAGAAUUUGCAGCAACUUGCACAUUGAUAAAUGUGAGAAUUAAAGUUGUUUACACCAGUCAAUGAGAAAUUGCUGGUGAUUUGUCAGAUAUUGAUUUACAAAUUAUAUAGAAUAAAAAUCAACAGUUAGGAUUAUUGGUUAUGUUAUCUAAAUAUGAAUUUAUUUCUGAACUUUUAUGUAAUAAAAAAAGGUAUUUGAAACAA